AAAUUCAGAGAUGGAGAUUUCAGCCUCGCUAAUGAGCCACGUGGAAGACCAAAGACGAAGGUGGAUAAUGAUCACUUGAGAGCCGUAGUAGAGUCCGAUCCAUCUCGAAGUACACGUGAAUUGGCAUCGAUAUUCAAUGUUUCCAUACCCACCAUAUUGGUUCAUUUAGCUGCAAUCGGUAAGAUAAAGAAGUUGGACAAAUGGGUCCCGCACGAAUUGACCGAUGCGCAGCAGGCGCAACGUCUAGAGGCUUCCCUUUCUUUGCUUUCCCGUCACAAAAAUGAAUCUUUUUUUAAUCGAAUUGUGACCUGCGAUGAAAAGUGGAUACUCUACGACAAU
This is a messenger RNA of Ooceraea biroi (clonal raider ant), 339 nucleotides long. Its product is annotated as histone-lysine N-methyltransferase SETMAR-like. The record is from RefSeq and is a predicted model, not a curated record. Gene Ontology annotation, molecular function: histone H3K36 methyltransferase activity; histone H3K4 methyltransferase activity; DNA topoisomerase binding. Gene Ontology annotation, cellular component: condensed chromosome; site of double-strand break; nucleus. Gene Ontology annotation, biological process: DNA integration; mitotic DNA integrity checkpoint signaling; double-strand break repair via nonhomologous end joining. NCBI's taxonomy places the organism in Eukaryota, Metazoa, Arthropoda, Insecta, Hymenoptera, Formicidae.